Messenger RNA from Colletotrichum chrysophilum, 774 nucleotides. RefSeq lists its product as uncharacterized. The coding region runs from base 1 to 774 and encodes 257 amino acids. NCBI's taxonomy places the organism in Eukaryota, Fungi, Ascomycota, Sordariomycetes, Glomerellales, Glomerellaceae. The record is from RefSeq and is a predicted model, not a curated record. The transcript has a single exon.
AUGGCUGAACCAAGAAUGUCAGUCUACCGGUACUUCGUCCGCCUUCGCGAUCGCCUCGAGUUCAUCCUGGUGCGGUACGUCGACAAGGACCCGCACGUCCAGGAAGACUUUCCCAUAUACAAAGCUGAACGCGACGAGAAAUGGGCAGUGGAGGAUGGCUUCCACAAGCAGAUUCCGUCGACUAAGUCGGCGACCGAGCUUGAGACUAUCAAGUCAUGCGUCGAGCAACGCUGUGCAGAGGGGCCUCCCGCUUCACCAGAAUCACCCAAGAAGGCGACGCCAGAUACUGGAGACAAGGGCAAGAAGAAGGGCACGGAGCUUUUUUCGGGUUUCGACUUUGGCCUGGGGGAUGCAAGUCCAAGUGGGCAGCGCAAAAACAGCCACAACGGUUCUCAGCAUGCAGCAAAGGAUAAGGGACUGGCCAUCGAGCGACAAAAUACCAACGAUUCACGACCCUGUGACGCCUCCAGAUCGAGCACGUUCACUUCCGUCGUCGACUCGACACUCUCUGAGGCCAGACGACGCAAACGGCAGCGGUCCGACAGCAAACCCGGGUACUUCGACCCCGACCCUUUUCAUGAAGACGUCGGCGCAUCAGGGGCAGCGAGGAUCCAGGGUGAGGGGGACGAGUUGGUCAUGAAUGUGCCUGUCGAGCUUCGCAACGGGCCCUUGGCCAGGGGAGGCGACGACAUCAGGGCGACGGCUGGCGUUGAGGGAAAAGGACACGAAAGCCUGGUCAUGAACAUCCCAGUGGAACUGCAAAACAGAGGGUAG